AUGACAGUUUCAUCUCAAGGUCAGGAAACUUUUUAUAAAUUAUUCACCUAUACCGUGAUUUUAUUACCGACUUUAACCUCGAUCCUAUUUCCCAUCAACUCCUCGAGCGUCCCCAGAAAUGAACAGAUUGGCAAUUUCAUCAUUGAUUUGCUAACCGUGGUGUUGAUCAGCUGGGUGGUGAGGUUCACCAUCGAAUGGCCAUACAACUGGAUGAAGCAACUCCAAGCGACUAAAACCUCGCUUUUAAAGCAGUUGAAGCUGGAAAAUAGAGAAAAUCAUGACAAGAUUAUCAUGUUGGUGCGCAAGAUUUACACCUUUGAAAUCAUUGCUUUACUAUGCUGCUUACUCUCGUCGAUUUUCAGCUCAACGUUGUUGAUUUGGACUAGAAAGUACACCAUAAUUGACCAAAAGAGGAAAAAGAUGGUUUUCAACAAUGUCAACAUUGCCUUGUUGCAAUUCUGGUCGAUUUUCAGAAUCAUCAUCACCUUUACUGAUCUGUUGCAAAACUCGUCGUUUAGCAAUGGCCAAGUACACAUGCCGGAUUCAAAUCUUCAGCACUGGUUGCAGGAUUUGAAACACUACUUUUUGCCCAACUUGGCCAACCAAAUCUUGUUGGACCAUUUGCAGUCGCAUAAUCGAGAAUUUGACAGGAUGAAGUUGGACUUGGCCAGGGUGCAAAGAGAGCUUGAAGAACGGAAUUUCCAAGCAACUUAUAAUUCUCCAAUAGAGGUCCACCGCCACAGAAAUAACCAGAAGCAACUUUCUUCUAGUCCAAACUACAAAGACGCCCGCAAGUUGGAAAACUAUGAGCACCCUUGCCAUGAGCUGUCUUCAACCAUUUCUCCAUUCCCAUUGAGCUUAUCACCAAAGGAUGGAGCAAUCUCGCCAUCUCAAACACAAUUUGAUUACUCCUCGGCGGCCCAGGCAUUACCACCACCACUACAACAUCAACAACAACCGCCACUACUUCCCAAGCGCCGUUCCUCUUUAACCAUGGGCAAGAGUCCAUUGAAAACGAUUAUUGAAGAAGACGACUUGGUGUUUGAGUCGUUGGAAGCUCCCUCGUUUAGCAGAUUCGACGAGUCCACUGAAGUCAUCCACCGCAAGUCGUUUUCCGAAAAUGUUGAAAGUGCAUUGAGAUCCAUCAAGCAAGAGUUGACUCUAUAUGAUAUCUACAAUAAUCCGAAAAGUGUUCGCAAGAUAUUGGUUGGUGAACUUACACCUUUGGUUAACCAAUUACAGUUUCAAGAUUACGAAAUUUUAAAGGCAUUUUUAAUGGAAGUGUUGGAUAAAUAUCUCUUGGCGAUUUACGUUCACGUUAUGGAACAAGUUGCAGAUAUCAUAAGCCACCCAAUGCACCACUUGUUUGCGUUGGUUACCCUUGCCAUUUGGACAAUACCGCUUUACACAAUCAAAUUUUAUUUCAGGUUACUCGUUGCCAUUCCCCAGGCCAUCAUCAGAUGGACCAUAAUUCAGCCAGCGUUUUUGGCAUAUUUGAUUGCAUUUGCUAUUAUUUCACUACCUUUUAAAGGCUCGAGAAUCAAAUUGGUUCAGGCAAGACCUAGGGAGAACUCAUCUGCGUCGCCUGUUCCAAGAUCAAAUACACCCACCACCAAGGAGAAUAAUACAUUGUUGAUGAACAAGUUGAUGAUUGAAAACCUGCCAACUCUCAAUAAUCAAUUCACAAUGAAGCAGUUUCAUUUAUCGCCAACUUUAAGCAAAGAAGAGCAUUUCAACUCGACUUUUCCUAUACAGGCGCAACACGGAACAAGGAAAUAUCGGUCUGCCCCAUUGAUCUCGGUUACUCCCAACGCGGUCAAAACAAAUAGGCUACCUCGGAAUCUUCGCUACGAACGUACAACUUCAUCGUUGUACGAUGAUUGA
Lodderomyces beijingensis is the source of this 1884-nucleotide messenger RNA. The record is from the annotation of a GenBank genome assembly. Lineage: Eukaryota; Fungi; Ascomycota; Pichiomycetes; Serinales; Debaryomycetaceae.